This is a messenger RNA of Cimex lectularius (bed bug), 2700 nucleotides long. RefSeq names its product leucine-rich repeat-containing G-protein coupled receptor 4-like. The transcript is spliced from 4 exons. Gene Ontology annotation, molecular function: protein binding. The record is from RefSeq and is a predicted model, not a curated record. The coding region runs from base 276 to 2459 and encodes 727 amino acids. Gene Ontology annotation, cellular component: plasma membrane. Lineage: Eukaryota; Metazoa; Arthropoda; Insecta; Hemiptera; Cimicidae.
UGUAUUUGUUGUCGUGUCGGAUAAGCAGGACGUCUACGUUUUGUCGUACAAAAAUCAAAAUUCAACCUGGAUCGACGAACCUACAAUAAACCAAAAGCGAACAAAUUAACUACGGCGAUCUCAAAUCUCCCUGAAGACCCCGGCUCCAACAAUUCCGAGGACUGUUACAAUGAUCACUGUGACCUUAACCUACCCAGAGUGUUCGAGAAGUAUCCUUGGCCCACUUCUGUUUUCAAUACACACUUCAGAUAUGAGAUAAUAAAGCGAUAUAUCAGAUGGGACAUAUCAGAAAUGGGAGGUGGCUAUUGUUCUUAUUCUUCGGGACGUUCGUUUCUGGACUCCUGCCGGACCUGGAGUGUCCGGAAGACUGCGACUGUCAUUACUUCAGAGUCAACUGGGUCACCGACUGCUCCGACUUGGGUCUGAAUUCCGUGCCGACCCUCGAGGAAGGGCUCAGCCUUAAGGUCUACAUAUUGAACCUCAACGGAAACAACUUGACAUCCGUUGGCAACUUUCCGGAAGGCGUAACUCUGAGGAGUGUCACCAUCGCGGACAACAGUCUCACGACGGUCGGGAGGAAUGAUUUCGAACGUUUGGCCUACCUGCUGGACCUGGACCUCUCUGGAAACCAAAUUACAACUAUCGAUCCAGACGCAUUCAUGGAUAAUCCGGGACUGAUUACAUUGGAACUGCAAAACAACCCCCUUGAUGAGGUCGAAGGUCCGUUCUUGAACUCCAAAUCCAUUUUGAAUUUGGAUCUGAGCCGAUGCGGGAUAAGCAAAUUGAACAGUGUAUUUUUCUCCGAACUGCCUUCACUGAGCAAUCUCGAUCUUUCUGAAAACCCUCUCAUGAAAUUGACCUCGGGCAUGUUCUCGCAGUUGCCCAACCUCAGAGAGCUAAGGCUGAAAAACUGCAAACUGAAGAGCAUAGAGGAGCAGAGUUUCGUCAAGCUCGAAGACUUGAAAUGGCUCGACUUGGCAGGAAACGAGCUCGUCAGUCCUAUAAAUUGGCCGGCCGUGUUUGAACCGUUGUCACAGAUCGAAUAUCUCGAUUUGAGAAAUUCCCGAAUCUCGAAUCUCCCCGACGACUCGUUUGACCGCAACUCAUGGCUGAGAAGUUUAAUUAUGGCUGAGAACGAACUGAGAGAUUUCGACGUGGCGACCACUCUAGGGCAGAACUUGAAACACUUGGAUUUCCUGGAUUUAUCCGACUGCAGGAUAUCCGGACCUCUGUCCGCAAAGGCUUUCGCAAACGCGACAAAGCUGCGGACGCUGAUAUUAAACGGCAACCCAAUCUCCGCCGGAGACCUGGCAGUCGCUUUGUCUCCACUGGGCAAAUUGCAAAAACUAUCCUUGAGGAAUUGCUCUCUCACUAGACUCCCUCCGGACACGUUUCACAGAUUUCCAAAUCUCCAAGAGCUGGACAUUUCUAGAAACCCGCUCAACGACGUGUUCACGGCGAUUUUAAGCCCUUUGAAAAGCCUCGUCCAUCUCGACAUGGGCUACAGCAACCUCGCUUCCAUAUCCAAAACGACUUUUCAUAAAAUGACAUCAUUAAAAACCUUAAUCUUAUCUGGAAACCCUCUGAAAAAGAUAGAGUCCGGUUUGUUUCAGAAUCUUACAGAUUUGGAAACUCUGGAACUGAACAACUGCGGAUUGUCCAGCUUGAAUGAGACUGUAUUUCACGAGAUGUCCUCAUAUCCGGAUUUAAAAGAAUUGAGACUGUCCGGAAAUCCUAUCGCUAUACCUAAAAACGGUUCUUUUUUGCCGUCUCAAUUAAACCGCUUACAGAUACUAGAUCUCAGCGACUGCAAUAUUUCCUAUAUACCUCCCAACGCUUUCGAAAAUUUCAAAAAAAUUACUUCUCUUUAUUUGAAGAGAAACAGGCUGGAAUUCACCUCCACGUCCUCUCUUGACUUUCUGCAAGCGCUCCCGGCGUUGGAAACGCUGGAUUUGAGUUUCAACAACAUGACGAGCGUGACGCCGUACACUUUCAGGUUCAACGAGGGACUGAAACGUCUCAAAUUAGUCGGCAACCCGUGGGUGUGCGGCUGCAAUAUAGCUGACAUGUGGGAAUGGGCUCAGGUCACAAGGGGCGAUUUGAACCUUCUCGUCGGUUCGGUCGUCUCCUCUGAAGAUAUCAUAAGGCCGAGUAGUAAAAAGAAAACACCCUUAUUCUGCUAUAUAGACUCGAAAGCUACCCCGGUCCGUCUGUCGAUGCGGCGACGCGAGUUCGUCUUCAACGUGAACCGAACAUGGUCGAGGUACGUCCGCGAAUCCGCCUGCGAUACGACCAGGAAAAUAACACCCGCCAAACUGACCGACGUGAAACCCGAAGAAUAUGAAUUUUUUCAUUUAUCGAUGAGUACAUGGGCCUGGUCGGCGACUAUCGCCUCAUCCUCUACGGUCACCAUCAUCAUGAUACUGGCCGCUUCAUCGUUCAGAAACCGACGUGCCUGAUCCCUAGUCUUCUAAAUUUCAAAGCUUAAAAGUUCCUUUCUCUAUUUGUAGCCUUGUUUAAGUGAAAAACUAGGAAAUUUUAUAAAAUAGUCAAAAGAGUACCUCGAAAACAGCUGUGUUGAUAUUAUUGUAUCCUUGUUAUAGUGUACCUCACGUCUUACCGAUUUUAUAUAACAUCUCCCUUGAUAUUAAAUAUUUAAAUGUUUUAUCAUCCUUGUGUUCAUUUUAAAUUUAAAAAGAA